GAGAGAGAGAGAGAGAGAGAGAGAGAGAGAGAGAGAGAGAGACAGAUCAGUCGAGUAACCAAGUCGGCAGGACAUACUCGACGGAGAUUUUCAAAGCGAGGGCGGCAGACAGAUAUGGACGACGGCGUGCAGAACGGUCUACAGUCGGAGCAGUGGUUCUCGACGUUCGAGAAAGGAGACAAGCGACCAAACUCGAUUGGUAGCGGUGCCUUACGCUUCAUUCGUACUCGCAGCAGCAUCCGAAGAGAUCUUAAGAAGCACUGCAAUCGAAACAAAUCCGGUGAUUCGUACGGAAGUGAUGUAGGAAAUAACGGUAGUGGAGGUGGUAUAGGAAAAUGGCUGCGUGAACAUUUAGGAGGCAGUUCGAAAGGAAGCCACGAUAUUCAUUCCGCAUUACCGUCGAAAACAAAUGGAAAUCACGUGAACGUCAGUAACGAAGAGAAGUAUUUUGCCAGAGCUACUACUAUUUACACAUCGCAAAAUCUUUACUGCAGUCUACCAAGAGAGCAAGGACGUCACGGUCAUAAUAGUAUACGAAAGAGCCCUCAUGGGAAUUCUUCCAAGUCUCAAGGACAGGAUAGGCCGCGAUCGAGUGGCUCUAACUAUCACGAGAAGUUCGUCGGCGGUGAUCCUGGUGGUUUGACGAGAGGUGGCCCUAUCUAUGGCAGCGAGGGUAAGAGCUUGAAGAAACGAAAUCGCGAUCGACGAAGGCAUUCGCUCAACGAGCCUCACGUGCACGAUCGACAACGUCGUAGAAGGUGUAUCCCGGAUGGCGGGGACGUCGGUUACACGAUGACGGAAUUGCAACCGUCGCCGCCAGGAUAUCGUGUACAGGAUGAGGCCCCAGGUCCACCUUCCUGUCCCUCGGGGACCUACAAGUAUACGAACCACGGGCAUGACAACGAGACUACCAAUUUCAAGGGUGCCACGUCGUAUACUCAGGAAGGCUAUGGCCUUAAGAAGAGUCCGUCCAGGACGGUGCCGUCUAACCAAUACUAUCGUCGCAGAAACGACGGCAGGAGGUCAACAGAAAAUGAACACGAAGGCAAUAACAACGUCGGCAACAAAAAAACAGCGAUUGCUGGUUACAACGAGAGUAACAAGAAAAAUACUUCGGGCUAUAAGAACGACAGCGGGUAUAGCGAGACUCUUGGAUUCGACAGUUUCACUCUCGCUCUCAACGAAAGGGACGAGGCUUCGCCACCACCAACACCACCAGUUAGAGACGCAUCCAGUCUCAAAGGUGUCUGCUACGGUCCAGGUCACGAGAAAUAUCCAUCUUGGCCGAGCGCCCCUGAACGACAUCCCGACGAAGACAUUCACAAUUUAAGCCACAACGGAUCGCACCGUUCCAAAUCCUGGACCGAUCACACCAAUUAUCCGAAAGAGAAACCAGCUCAAUAUACGAGACCUCAUACAAAGAGACCUAAUCCAGUCUUCACUCAGCAGCUAAAAACGGUGAUGGAACGUUGCGAGAAAAUACCAGCGGAGACUUUCGAGUCGCGUAACAGAAAAAGCGUCGAGGAUGAGCCACGUUUGUGGCCUCGCGUAGAUCGCGAAGGCAAGGCAUUAGGAGACGCGGAAUACGUAGUUCCAUCGCCACCGGAAAGAGAACAACAAUCGGCUCAGACUCUCAGCCAUGCAGAUCUCGAAGCUUACGUUAGGAGCUAUCAAGAUCCUCAAGUGUCCCAGGUGGAUUUGUACAGAGAAACGGCAUUAACGCAGGCGGGUUUGGAAGAAUACACGAGGGUCCAACAUUCGCAACAGGCCAGUUACGCACAAUCCGAGGGCUAUCACAGUUAUGUUUCCAGCGUUGAUUCCACGACCAAUACACCUUUUCUCGAUAGACUUCGAAGAGACAGCGAAGCCGUGGCGCAAAGAUCUACUCCUUCCUGGGAAGAUACUUCGAGGGAGGGCAGAGACAGUGUGGUGACAACGUCUAGCGGAAGUGCUUCCAGUAGUGAAACAUUAAAAUGGCACGGUUCGAUGUCCGACGUCAGCGUUUCUAGUGGUUUACCAGCGAGACAGACCUGUACUUCGGACAGGUGGCAUCAUGGCUCGAUGUCCGACGUCAGUAGCGUCAAUGGUGGGAUGAUGGCUCAGAAAUCAAGUAACGUAUGUCAUGAAAAGUGGCAAGAUUCUAUGAGUGACGUCAGUACGAGCGGUUUAUCGCCAACGACGAAAGGAAGGCACAGUGAAAAGUGGCCGGACAAAUGGCAGGCUUCGAUGAACGACCGAAAUAAACAAGCACAGACUAGAGCAAGUUUACCAGGAGUUAUAGGACACUGCGUGGCUUCUGCCUCUGUCGGAGACAUUUGUCAAUCAUCGACGGUUCGAGAGAGCAAUUGGCAAGAAUCUAGUAUCGACGAAGAUUCCCUUGAUAGAUCGCAAAGCAGCCAUCCGUGGGAUGGUUCUGUUACAUUGGACGGUGAUAAAUAUAGAUCGGUCUCUCAACCGAUGCCGCAAAGUCCAACCAGACAAGUUCUGCCUACGAGCCCACAAAGUCCCGACGGAUGGGAUCCUCUUCAUGGAUCCAUGUCAGAUGUUAGCCAAUCGAACGGCAUACAGUGCAACAAACAGUUAAUCGCUUAUAGCGCUAGAGUGCAGACCCCGCAACGACAUCUAUCAGAGAGUGUAUUGUACUUGGAUCGCGAACGUAAUCAACGAAAAUUAUAUCCUAUUAGCACUACGCAGCCGCAGGAAUCGCCACAGUCUUCUAGAAUGGCACCCACGUCACCGCAGCAGUCUCCAUUGUCGGUAGCUGAACGUAUAAGCGAGUUAGAGAAGCAACAACAGCAACAACAGCAACAACAACAACAACAACAGCAACAACAACAACAACAACAACAACAACAACAACAGAUGCGUUACACUUAUCUGGAUCCUGAGAAACGGCAUAGAGUUUCUGACCCGACUUUGAAAGCUAUUCAAAAGAAAGCACUAUUAUCUUUUUACGAAAGACAUCAUCAAGCGUCCUGGAGAUCAGAGCCACAAUUAGCUCAAGGCUCAGGGACCUCUCCGCAGAGUCCUCCGCCGCAACCACCGCCACGACCUAGACCAUCCUCCUCGAGACGAGCCAGUUCUGCGUCCGAUUAUGCUAGUGGCACGUGGAGAGAGAAUUCUGGUAGAGGACAAAAUCAAGGAAAUUCAGAUCUACCGAGUCCUAAGCAUCAGCAUAGUAACAGUUGCGGCAGUCUUUCAACAGAUUUAUUGGGUCCGGUUAUAGUAGGGCCUGCCAUAUCCAUCGACGAUUGGGUCCCAGAAAGACCACCGAAGAAACCUCACCUUAGGAAUGUUUACAAUGAUCGCGUUCCUAGUCCUGAUUUACCACCACCGUCACCACCGACAGUGACAGAAAGCGAGGUCCAUGAAUGCGACGAUCCUUUACCACCUCCGCCGCCCGAACUCAGCGAAGAUUGUUAUCCAGAUAGUACACGAAAAACCAGUUCGGCUCAUCAUCAACUCGACGAAGGAAAGAUGCACCGCGAGAGAUCCUGCGAGCGACACAAAUCGGAAAGACAUUCGAUGAGAAGAUCAAAACAUAACAACAAACGAGAUCUUGAUAAAACAUCUGGCAAAUCCUCGCCGAAUUCUCCGACAAUGAAAAUCUCUUCGCAGGAACAAGAUCAGCAUCAAUUUGUAAGAACUCCAACGACGCUGAAACACGUCGAUACCGAAAUGGUCCAUGAAAAUGGCAUUUCCCCGGGUUUUGCCGCUCACAGAAUGAUGACAACUGGCCGUUCGAGUUUAAGAUAUCCUUCUACCCAAAAGCUUAUGGUAAACGGUAGAAUAGCGAGUACGAGAAGAAUAUCCGAAGAAAGACCGUUCACAGCUAGACCACCCGCUCAAUUGCCCGAUCUCAUAUCUCAGCGUUAUAGUGAUUCUGGAAAUCAACGACCAGCGCCUCAAGUUCCUGUUGAACCACGUAUCAUUCGACAAGAAUCGAUGAGAGUCGAAAGUACGAGAAUCGAUGCAUCUGGAUUACUACGCAACGAUUCUGGUCAAAGAUUGGAAUCGUCAUCAGGACAGAGGCCGCAGCCUCAAGUACCCAAGAAUAACGAUAAAAAUGGUUCGACGAAUCAAUCGAAUCAUCAACAAUCAAGACCAAAUUAUUUACCUGUCCCUGAUAAUUCCAAAGGUCAUGCCUUUUCUAUCGGCAGUCCCGUUACACACAUGGGAUACGAGCUUGGUUCAAAACUUUAUUCCCCAGAAGCCAGUCCACAAAAGUAUCAUGAACCACCGAAGUACAUGUCCAAUCAUUAUUCUCGUCACAGCGACACACCUCCUAGAAACUAUUAUGCUCUACCACCGAAAUAUAUCGACGCGCCGAAACAAAAACCACAGCCUCAGUGUCCUACGGAUCGGUACAGCGCUUCAUCGCCCAGUUCUCCACCGCCACCUUUAGCACCGAGACAAAAUACACCUGGAAGGAAAUCCUUGCCUCCACCUCCAAGGCCAGCUCCGCCUCAUGCUAUUCAAGGAAGCCAAUCAAAGGCUUCUUACUUGGCGUAUAGAAGAGAACGUGGCGCCCCUGAUAGCGAAGGUAGCUACAAAAGAACGAUGUCUCCGACCUCUCGUUUAGAAGAUUGGCCACCUCCACGGGAUCACGAUGAUCCAGUUCUGUUGCGUGUCACACCACAUCAUCCAUUACAACACCAUCACCAUCAUCAUCAUAAUAGUCAUCAACAACAGCAGCAGCAACAACAACAAUCACACGAACUUGCCAAAUCCCAUAGCGUCGACGCUCUUCACCAUCGAUUAGAAGAAAAGUCAGGCCAACAGCAUCAACACUCGGUCGAAUCGAUCGGGAAAUUAUCCCACGAGCUAACUAAGAAACUUCAAAUCGCUGACGCUAGAACACGUACCAAUGAGAACAACAAUAACGACAAUCUCGAGGAUCGACAUCAUCAUCAUCAUCAUCAUCAUCAUCAACAUCAAGAGAAAAGAUAUCAGGAAAAGAGGCACGAUUAUGAGCAACGAAGAGAACGAUUAUCUCCCCAGAGCGUCGAGGUUCUCAAUGAUAGGAACAGACAAUUGGAACGAGAGCGUAGAAAAUUAGCUGCCAGUUGCGAGCCCUUAUCAGAAAAUAGAGAGAAACAGCUUCGUAAUGUCGAAAGUGGCUCUCAACCAGCAGCCGGUGAGGAUUUCUUCCGCGAAAGAAGUGCAACGAUCGAAAUGACCUCGCAAAAUAUCGAAUUACUGAACCGUAGGAAUGAGAAACGAUCCAAUGGAGGAAGUACGUCGACCGGUACAAUGUGCUCGUACACGGUAAGCACGACGACCUCCUCGAUGACUACUACGAUUACCAACAUGACAGGUAAUUGCUGGUCGAGAGGACAGGAAAAUGUUGUCGUUCAGAAAACGGUAGAAUCGAUGUCUCAUCAUGACAAACCACCACCGCCAAGUAGUUCACCACCAAGAUCUCCGGAAAGAGGAAGUCCAAGAGGAGCAAUCCCACGAAGAUCCGGAAGCUGUUCGAGCUCCUCCUCUUCCGGUAGAUCGACCGAUCCCACGUCAUCUCCUCGAAUCUUAACUUAUGGAACGCCAACCAAGAGUACACCGAAUUCCCCAACUAGAGAAGAAGGUUCCACCGAUCAAAGGAAAGUUUCGAGUCCAACUCAAACGGAUAGUACAGUCUCUUGGAACGGAUCCAAUUCUGCUGGUCAAUCAUUGAAUCAGCGUUCGUGCCAAACGAGAGAAACGGAGAAUCCUAGAACAGAAAGAACGGAGAGAUCGUCCGGUAGUUCAAAAUCAAGAUCGACGGGAAGUAGAUUCUCUUCGAAUUCCUCUUCGUCUUCGUCUUCUUCUUCGUCUUCGUCUUCGUCUUCGUCCUCAUCAUCAUCCUCCUCGAUCUCAAGUGUAUCCAAAUCCUCCACCUCGUCCUCACCUAGAAACUCACCUGUCGAUGAACAGGAUAAGAAACCUUCAUCAUCAACCACUUCACCUUGCGUCUCUCCACAACCUGGCAUCGAAGGCUUGACUUUGGUACAGCGUACCGAAGUAGUUCUUAGAGUUAACGCUGCUACAAGUGACGCGGCAUCACAGACCGAUCUCAUGGAGCAAACCGCAGAGCAAAACAUUGUCAAACAGGAGGAACCUCUUCUACCGGAACCGAGAAAAAAAUUACCGGAGGAGAUUGAGUGCGAAGAACUCAGCAGAGAUCUCGCCAGUCAACUAAGUCCAAACGACAAAUUGGUCCCCAUUCUAGUUCCAGUGCCGGAGCACAAGAAACCCACCGACUACGUUUCCGGUCUCUUUAGGGUGGAAGCGACCUUGCAGUCAAGACCGAGGCGGCGACUCUCCCUUGAGGAGUCGAUGGCCUCCUGCGUCGUAAAUGCAGAUGACGAUGAGAAAAAACACGAAAGUAUACCUUCGGUUCCUGUAACCCCAUCGUCAGCUGAUCCAAGCAGCCCGCUUUCAUCCACUUCGGCAUAUUUCACGACGUCCGAAGGUAAAGCGAGGUUUCUGACGAGAUAUUCUCGAGACGUUAGUGUCGAUGAUUCUACAAGAUCGGAAGAUACGACGGCAGUCGUUACAGCGGAUAAUUCGGAUCUCAGGAAGAAGAAGGAAGAGCUUAUGAUGCGAUUGGACAAGAAAGUGAUCGUCUUAAGGGCUGAACAAGAGGCUGUUAAAGAAGAGGGAGAAAUAAAUGAAGCCCUUGGUGCUCGCGUAGCUAUGCGUAUUUCCGCCGCAGCUAGACCAGCUGAAGCUUCCAAGUAUCGACUUCACGUUGAGGAAGUUGGCAAGAUUACUAGCCUUCUUCUUAGUCUUAGUGGAAGAUUGGCUCGUGCUGAAAACGCCCUUUAUGGUAUGCCGGCCGAUCAUGCGGAGAGAAAAAUACUGGAGGGCAAGAGAGAUAAGCUAAUAGAUCAGUUGGAAGAAGCUAAGGUUCUGAAGACGAACAUCGAUAAGCGUAGCAUCAACGUUUCGGCGAUCCUUUCAAAAUAUUUAAAUGACGAGGAAUUUGCCGAUUAUCAACAUUUUAUCAACAUGAAAGCUAAGCUGAUAAUGGAUACCCGUGAAAUUCAAGACAAAGUGAAGCUCGGUGAGGAACAGUUGGCUGCAUUGAAGGAAGCUAUCGAUUAAAUCGAUUAAUAACGACGAUGAACUUUAAUGGAGACGUGUACGAAAUUAAAAUAAUAUUUUAAGUAAGAUAUUCGUAAAGUAUAAAGAUCGUAUUUAAAAGUCGCGAUACGAUAGUACUCGAAUAUUUCUUGAGAAUAUUAAUAAACAAGACUCCUCAUUCAUCGUCUAUGCGAUGUCAAAUCGAAGUCUGAACCUAUAAGGAAAACAAUGUGAACGAGCAAAGAUCUAUCAUACUAUCACUUAUUAUCAAUGCAUAGAUAUAUAAAUAUAAAGAAACAACUAUAUAUGUAUUAUAUAUAUAUAUAUAUAUAUAUAUAUAUACACUUAUUCUUCAUGUGUAUAAGUGUGUGUUUAUGUUUGAUCUAAAGAAAAAGAAGAAAGAUAACAAUAACUUUUUACAAAUGUUCGAAAUUUUUUUUUCACGUGAAAAAGAAAAGAAAGAAUGUAAAGACGAUUGUAAUUACUGCUCAUUUAAUUUUUUUCAACUUUCUUUGAUAAAAUAACAAGAAUAAAACGAUAUAAAGAUUGUUUCACAUUUUCCUUGUUAAUUUAGUAGGUUCGGACUAAAUCUCUAUGAUCUUCGAGAGCCAAGUGCCUAUGCUCAAGUGCCGCCUAGUCCUUUUUAAGAUUACACGUCGAUCUUCUCCCCGUGUUCCCUGAUGAUCCGCUCUAGAAAUAAUAUUUCUCUUAACUUUAUUAAACGAUAAGUUUACUAGAGGGUAACAUGAGGAUAAACAAAAGGAAAGAAAAGAGAGAGAGAGAGAGAGAGAGAGAGAGAGAGAGAGAGGGAGAGAGAGAGAGAGAGAGAGAGAGUGAGAAAAAAGAAACACGGGAAGCUUCUUCUUUAGAUCUUUCCUCGAGGAGAAAGCGACAUCGUAAUCGCAUGAAAGUGAUACGAGAAAAAAGAAAAAAAAAGAAAAGAAAAAAAUGAAAAACUUGAUAUGUAAAUAUAUAUAGAGAGCAAAAGAAGCGAAGAUAUAAAUGUAAACCUUUAAUUGAAUGCUUCCUCAUUCGAUAAUGUGUAUGAGGUAAGCGAAUGAUCGUUCGUUAUUUUGUCAUUUUUAUAUAUAUGUAUAUAUAUAUAUAAAACAUAUGUAUACAUAUACAUAUAGAAAGGAAAAAAAGAAGAAAAGAAAAAAGAAAUCACAUGGAAAGAUUGAAUACAUUUCUUCGCUUGUACGGGUAUACCCGUACGAAAUUGACGGUAUUAAUCGAUCAUUCAUAAAACUGUGAAAAAUUCUAUUAUAUUAUCAAAUAAUUGAGAAUUAUUGAAACAAUCAAAAUUCCUAAUAUGUAUCGUGUAGAAAAUCGAAAUUUGAUUAUUAUAUUCACAUUAUAAAGGAGAAAUAUGUCGUCGGCAUAAGAUCGAACGAAACACAUAGUGUUUGACUUCGGUGCAAUAUUUUUUUUUAACUCCUCGGAAGGUCUGAUAGCGCGAAAUGUAGAGCGAUAUAAACGAGAUAUUGACUAAACUGCAUUAAAAAGUCAAAAAAAAAAUAUCUAAGUAGGUAUCGUUGACACGCUCGAAAUUUUUACACGUUGCCCGGUGUAAGCAUUAACAUUUCGCGUAUGUAUGUUUCACGAAGAAGCGAGACGUUUGAAAGGGAAGAAAAAAACGAGAAAACGAAAAAAAAAAAAAAACAAAAAGAAACAAAAAAAGAAAGGAAGAAAGAAAAUGAAUAUGCUAUAACCCGUGCUGCCUUCUUAUAUACGAUAUGUGAUAUAAGAGUAUAAGGAGAGCGUACGCUUUGCACCACGUCGCUAAACGUUUUUUUUUUCUCUCGUUUGGACGUUCUAUCUUUAAAGAUAAAGCGACGUUGUACAUGUACAUAUAUAUAUUAUAUAGAUUUUUAGUACAUAAGCGCAUACACAGGACAUAAUACUACCGUAUUAUCGAAAUUAUAUACACGAGUUUGCGUUCAUAAAUACAGACAUAUACACUUAUCCACACACACACGGACACGUACACGCACACAAGAUGCCUAUACAAAAAGUACUAUUUUUUACAUUUCGUUCUAACCACGGGGUUCCACGUGGAUCCCUAUGACGCUUGUGAUUUUACUUAUUCUAUAGUACCGGACCAAGGACUCUCGAAAAGAAGUGCGUUGUUAACGCGCAAAUAGAUUUCGAGCCUCCAUGGUGUAACGGUGUUAUCGAGAAAAAUUUUAUGCCUCGUUCAUUGCUAGGUCGCAAACGUAAUAGACAUUUCUGUUUGUUUUGAUUUUAAAUAUCGGUCCAUUCAUCUUCUCCAUUAUCGAUUUCGUUUUGUGGUCAUCCUCAAAUUAAUACGAAAACGGGGAAGAGAUUAUACGGAGAAAUAAAUUUGUCGAAGGAAAUCAAGGAAAUCCUCCGGUUUUUUGAGCUUCGUUAAUGAAACAUUUACCGAAGACUCAAAGAUCCCGAGAUGGAGUCCUAUCUCGUCAUCAUAGAUAUUCUCUUUAUAAACUCCGAUUUAUAAAAGUUUUAACACAAGCAAUACAGGAAUGCUAUCUUUUUUUUUUUGUUUCUUUGUUUGUUCGUUCAUUUGGUGUGUUUUUUUUUUCUUUAAUUUUUAUUUGUUUAUUUUCUUUUUUCAAAACGUCGAAGAUUGAACACAGGGCAUAAAAUUUUCCGACAUAAUAGUCAGUUUCUGUUCCUUGUUUGUUUCUCGAUAUUUUUUUGCAAUUUCAUGUUAUUAGAAUAUUCUGCAGUAUCUCGCCAUUAACCGAUUAAAAAAAAAAAGAAAAAAAAGAAAAGAGAGAGAGAGAGAGAGAGGGGGGGGGUGAGAGAGAAUGAUGAUAGCUCGUAUCUUCGAUUUGAAGAAAUAUGAGGAAGAAGAAGAAGAAAAAGACGAAGUAAGUUGCAUUAAGAUGAAAAAUCUUCUUACCCCUAUAACGCCAUGGUACGGCGCAGCUAUAAGAAUUGUAAAUAACAAAUUAUCCGAAACAUGGUGCUCUGGAAAUCUAUUUUUUACGAGAAGAAACGUUCCAUUAAUUCGUAGGUUUAUAUUGUUUCUAAGGUCAUUAAUAUUAAUUUUACAUUUUCACUGUGUACAUAUUAUUAAACAUUAUUCUUCUGCGUGAUGCGAAUAUCCAUAACCAGUUUAUACGUACACAAUACACUUGCGUCACUCAAUUGUAAGCGACUACGUUAGGAUGUCGUUUAAUUUGACAAUAUUAUCGCAUACGAAUGUAUUAUGGAAUGAAUCAUUACGAUAAUUACCUAUCUCAAAUUCGCUUGAAAUAAAUAACAUGUUGAAAAUUAUUACUUGCGAAUUUAUUUGGUGAAUUUUUUAUAAUUAUCUGAAAAAAAAAGAAACUGCACCCCCUCGUUAAAUAAUAUCUGCAUUGAAAAGCUGACUUAUCAAUAAUUCAUAAUGAAAAGUUACAAUUUUAUCAGAAGAAACUUUUUCACAAUUACUCUUAUCGACUGAGUAUUUUAUCAUCAUAAUCGAUAACUUUUAUAUCUAACGAUUCAAUAUCUUUAUCAAUUAUAUGUAAGUAAGUGAGCAUAUCUAUAUAAUAUUAAAAAGAAAUAUUAUUAUAUAAGGCACUUUACGAUGAUAAAUUACUUGGAAACCUCAAUAAAUAAAAACUACUUAUAAUUUU
Vespa velutina is the source of this 10673-nucleotide messenger RNA. RefSeq lists its product as uncharacterized. Lineage: Eukaryota; Metazoa; Arthropoda; Insecta; Hymenoptera; Vespidae. The transcript has 14 exons. Gene Ontology annotation, biological process: actin filament organization. Gene Ontology annotation, molecular function: actin filament binding. Gene Ontology annotation, cellular component: cortical actin cytoskeleton; adherens junction; apical junction complex. The coding region runs from base 115 to 7086 and encodes 2323 amino acids. The record is from RefSeq and is a predicted model, not a curated record.